AGCGUCCCCGCCCGCUCGCUUCCGCUCCUCGCCGGCUGCCUCCGGGUCGCGGCCGGCCUGCGGAGGGGCGCCGGUGGCGGCGGCUCCCAUCGCUCUUCUCCCGCUGCCGCUCGGCACCGCUGAGGCCUCUCCUGGGGGUUUGAGUUUAUUUUACUGUACAAGCUCCUCGCUGCCAUAAUGAGGCUAGUCAUUCUUGAAGAUUACGAUCAGGCUAGUGAAUGGGCUGCAAAAUACAUCUGCAAUCGCAUUAUCCAAUUCAAGCCCAGUCAAGGAAGAUAUUUCACGCUUGGUCUACCAACAGGGAGUACACCCUUGGGAUGCUACAAAAAGCUGAUAGAAUAUCACAAGAACGGAGAUCUCUCUUUCAAAUAUGUAAAGACGUUCAACAUGGAUGAAUAUGUAGGGCUUCCCAGAAAUCAUCCAGAGAGCUAUCAUUCGUAUAUGUGGAAUAACUUCUUUAAGCAUAUUGACAUAGACCCAAAUAAUGCUCAUAUCCUUGAUGGGAAUGCUCCAGACUUACAGGCAGAAUGUGAUGCUUUUGAAAAGAAAAUUGAAGAAGCAGGGGGGAUCGAUCUGUUUGUUGGAGGCAUUGGUCCAGAUGGCCACAUUGCAUUCAAUGAACCCGGAUCAAGUUUGUCUUCAAGAACAAGAUUAAAGACUUUAGCAAUGGACACCAUUUUGGCAAAUGCUAAGUACUUUGAUGGAGACUUAUCCAAAGUACCAACUAUGGCGCUAACAGUUGGCGUGGGUACAGUGAUGGAUGCUAGAGAAGUGAUGAUUCUUAUAACAGGUGCACAUAAAGCUUUUGCAUUGUACAAAGCGAUUGAAGAAGGUGUCAAUCACAUGUGGACAGUUUCUGCUUUCCAGCAGCACCCUCGUACUAUCUUUGUGUGUGAUGAAGAUGCUACUUUAGAACUAAGAGUUAAAACUGUGAAGUACUUUAAAGGUUUAAUGCAUGUGCACAAUAAACUUGUGGACCCACUGUACAGUAUGAAAGAAAACUGAGAGAAGAAUUGAAGAAGAACUCCAUGUGGGUCAACAGCAACAGUUUUAGGUAGCAGAUGAGUUCACUGCUAUGCAAUAUGUUGAAAACUGUUUAAAAUGGUGAAUCCAUGUACUGUAUUUUUUAAAAGGUCCAAUAUCUGUACAUUUACAUUCCAUCUCUGUUUGCUGUGUCAUGCAUUUUGCUUUAACAUUUGGAACUCUGUUGUUGGCUGUUACAAUAACUAAAUGGAACAGAACAAACCUGUGGGAGACUGCAUGUUACAUAGGGGUAGAGGGGGGUGGGUGGGGCAGAGCACUUAUUUUAGCACAGCAAUGUAAUGCAUCUGUUAGAGAAGAUAUUUUAUUUCUAAAAAUUUGUAAUUUUGGCUACAUUAGUGCAACUACACUUUGCAUUUGUGUUUCUAGGCAGAAUGGUUUUGGCCUUUGUUAAAUACUAUGGACUUGUAAUAGCCGUACAAUUUCUACUAUGAAAUGUUCUGUUUACAUGUAUCUAAUGCACACUGAGCUUUUGCACUUGGUUGCCUUAAAUUUAUCUUAACAAACAGUUUUGGGGCAUCUCAAGGCCUGCUCUACAAUUCAGGCAAAUAAAAAUACAAAAACAGUGCCUAUAAAUGCACCCAAUUUUUCAAAGUGUCAUAACUUACUCCAGUUGCAAUCAUCAAUCUUCUGUCAUAGCACUUUUUCCUCUCUUGUAUUUCAAAUUAAUUUAGGAUUUUUCAAUUUUUCAUAACUGAGCUUUAUCCAUAAGGAAAAAAUUUAAGUGUUCCUUUCUGGAGAUACAUGUUUAACUGUAUCAGCUGUUACCAUUAAAUGCCUGCAACGAGGUUAAUUUCUAGGAACAUAAUGUCUACUAGUUUAUAUUAUCAUGUAAAAAAAUCAUUGUUAACCACUCUGUAAUAAUUACCUCUCAUUGUAUCACUAUAAAUAUUGAACUGUUAUGAGAAAUGUUAUUUCCUACUUUGAAAAAGUAAAAUGUAAAUAUAAAUCUA
Molecule: messenger RNA, 1994 nt
Organism: Oxyura jamaicensis (ruddy duck)
Lineage: Eukaryota; Metazoa; Chordata; Aves; Anseriformes; Anatidae
Gene: GNPDA2
Product: glucosamine-6-phosphate deaminase 2
Exons: 7
Coding region: 178-1005 (275 amino acids)
Biological process (GO): D-glucosamine catabolic process; N-acetylneuraminate catabolic process; carbohydrate metabolic process
Cellular component (GO): cytoplasm
Molecular function (GO): glucosamine-6-phosphate deaminase activity; identical protein binding
Source: RefSeq, a predicted model, not a curated record